Oikopleura dioica is the source of this 762-nucleotide messenger RNA. The record is from the annotation of a GenBank genome assembly. NCBI's taxonomy places the organism in Eukaryota, Metazoa, Chordata, Appendicularia, Copelata, Oikopleuridae.
AUGGAGUACUUGGAGCAGAACUUUUCAGAAGAGUACUGUAAUGCCGGAAUUGAAAAUUCGCUCUGGGAGGUUAUUUCUGACCGAGGUUCAAUCAACUCAUCAGAAAAUUCUUCAUUCGGAAACCCCCCUUCCGUCGACUCCGGCACCGCCUCCUCCUCCACCCUCGACGAUUCCCUCUUCGACAUCUUAUUUACUUGCCCAGAAACUCCAGCCGAAAACACAGCUGCCACAGAAAAUGCCGUCAAAACAGAAAACCCAUCUCCUCUUCCUUUCCUGACCCAGACUUCUUGUACCCAAGCUGGCGAAAAGAGGGCACCAAAUCAAGAAUUCGCCUCAAGAGUGACAAAAAAGCCAAAAUUAAAGCGCAUCCUCACUUCCACUCCUUCCAGCACCGUCAUCAAAAUCGAGCCAGCCGAGGAAUACGAGGAAGAAACAAGCCAAGGGAAUCAAAGCAGCUUUGAAGCCAACUCGCCGUCUCUCAAAGUGUCACAAUGCGUCCUAAAACAGCCGAAUGACAGAAACCUCUCAGCCCAAGAAGUAAAAGACCUAAAACGCAAGCAACGAAUGAUCCGAAAUCGAGAAAGCGCCUCCCUCUCGCGCCAGAGGCGAAAAGCGCAUCUGGAAGGAAUCGAAAAGCGAAACUCAAGUCUUGAAAAUGAAAAUCGCCAAUUAAAACACACAAAUGUCCAGCUUCAGCAACAAAUCCAGUAUCUUCAACGAGAGCUCCUGCAGCUCCGCCCUCUUGUGGCUACCUUCAAAUGA